Molecule: messenger RNA, 1891 nt
Organism: Dermatophagoides farinae (American house dust mite)
Lineage: Eukaryota; Metazoa; Arthropoda; Arachnida; Sarcoptiformes; Pyroglyphidae
Product: 4-pyridoxate dehydrogenase
Molecular function (GO): oxidoreductase activity, acting on CH-OH group of donors; flavin adenine dinucleotide binding
Source: RefSeq, a predicted model, not a curated record
UAUAUGAACCACUGUCAUUGAGUUCGGUCAGUUCAUUUCGAAUAUAGAAAGAAUAUAAAGAUGAUGAUGUUGCCGGCGACAGCUUCGAUGACUGUCAUGUUAUUGACGGUUGCCUAUUAUGCACUACGUCGUCAAACUGACCAUAAUUAUUUUGUAAAUGUCCCUAUUCCAGUAAAUGGAUCAUAUUUUGAUUUCAUAAUUGUCGGUGGCGGAACAGCCGGUUGUAUUCUGGCCCAUCGUUUGUCCACAAGACUCAAUGCAUCGAUUCUGAUGUUGGAAGCUGGUGGUCCACAAUCUGUAAUUACCGAUAUGAUUGGCAAUACACAAUACUUGAUUGGCGGCGAAUUUGAUUGGAAUUAUCAUGUUCAACAACAACAUUAUGCUGGUUUAGCAUAUCCGAAUUUCACCAUUUCCAGAGGCAAAGUUCUUGGUGGUACGUCAACAACUCAAUGGGGCAUCUAUAAUCGUGGCAAUCCAAAUGAUUAUGAUAAUUGGUCACAGCGUUAUGGUUUGACAAACAUGACUUGGGAUAUGGUUUUGCCAUUCUUUUUGGCAUAUGAAAACAAUACUGAUAGUUCGUUACGAUUCAAUGGUUAUCAUCGUUCUGGUGGUUUGGUUUCAGUUUCCACAGAAACUGAACCCGAUCCUGUGUUGUUGAAUUUCCGCACACUAAUGAAUACUCUCGGUUUUUCAACAAUCGAUCUGAAUGGUGGUACACAAAACGGCACGGCAAUAGCACAAAUGUUUUAUAAUGCCGAUACUGGUAUCAAGUCUACGACGGCCAAUUCCUAUAUUGAAUCAAUCAAUCAGACGGCUAGAAUUACAAUCACAACUAGGGCAUUUGUUGAACGUAUUUUGUUCACCAAUAACACACAUGCAUCCGGUGUUGUAUUCACCAGGAACGGGACAGAAUAUCACAUGUUUGCCAAUAAUGAAGUCAUAUUGACAGCUGGUCCCAUCAAUACACCACAAGUGUUGAUGUUAUCCGGAAUCGGACCAAGAAUUCAUUUGCAAGAACUAAACAUACCGUUGGUCCGUAAUUUACCGGUGGGCAAUAAUCUUCAUGACCAGGUUUUCGUACCACUAUAUUAUCGUGUCAAUAAUGAAACUUUGAGACAGGUGGAUCCAUAUCCACGAUUCGAUGUGGCCAAUUUGUAUGGAUAUUUCCAUAAUGCAUCUGGUCCACUUGCACAUCAUGCUGAUGGUGUGACUUAUUAUUCGUCGUCACAAAAUUCCAAUGCAACUAGCUGGCCAGAUACAAUGAUUAUUUCGGUGGUGGAAUUUUUCAACAAUCUGAAUGCAACCGUUUCACAGUACGCAUCAAAUACCGAACAAUGGAGACGAUAUUGGACACCAUAUGCAAAUGAUGGUUACUAUUUGGCCAUUGAUCCUGUUCUCGCUCGGCCGACCAGUCGUGGAACCGUACGAUUGAAUGCUACGGAUCCACGUUCAGCACCUUUGAUUGAUCCAAAUUAUCUGAGUAACCAAACAGAUUUUGAGGCAUUGCUAGAUGUUACAAUGUUUGUCGUACGUGCACUUCAACGUUAUCCAUUGCCCGGUGUGAUGCAAUUUCCUCCCAUUCCUGGUUGUCCGAUUGUUGGAUGUUUAACAGAGACUUUAUGUGAAAUGUAUCUGCGUUGUCAUAUUCGACAAUUGGCCAGAAGUUAUUAUAAUUUUGCGGGCACUGCACGCAUGGGUUUGGCUAAUGAUACGGCAGCCGUUGUUGAUCCACAAUUUCGUGUCAUUGGCUUCGAUAAUCUACGUGUUGUUGAUGCUUCGGUCGUUCCAGAAGUGCCAAAUGGUCAUAUUAUUGCCGCGACAAUCAUGUUGGGUGAAAAGGCUUCCAAUCUCAUUGGUCAAGAUUAUCAAUGAAUUUGAAUGAACGGAAUUU